Heteronotia binoei (common prickly gecko) is the source of this 1044-nucleotide messenger RNA. RefSeq names its product XK related 7 (gene XKR7). Gene Ontology annotation, cellular component: plasma membrane. The record is from RefSeq and is a predicted model, not a curated record. NCBI's taxonomy places the organism in Eukaryota, Metazoa, Chordata, Lepidosauria, Squamata, Gekkonidae. The transcript is spliced from 2 exons. The coding region runs from base 1 to 972 and encodes 323 amino acids. Gene Ontology annotation, biological process: apoptotic process involved in development; phosphatidylserine exposure on apoptotic cell surface; engulfment of apoptotic cell.
AUGGCAAAAGGCCUCUCCGCUUCAGCCUCGCUGGUCUCCCUCGCGUGGACUCUGGCGUCUUACCAGAAGGUGUUGCGGGACUCCCGGGAAGACAAGCUGCCCAUGUCCUACAAGGGGGCGGUGGUGCAGAUCCUUUGGCACCUCUUCACGAUCGCCGCCCGGGCCAUCGCCUUCGCCCUCUUCGCCUCAGUGUUCCAGCUCUACUUCGGCAUCUUCAUCGUCACCCAUUGGUGCAUCAUGACCUUUUGGAUCAUCCAAGGCGAGACGGAUUUCUGCAUGUCCAAGUGGGAGGAGAUCAUCUACAACAUGGUGGUGGGCAUCAUCUACAUCUUCUGCUGGUUCAACGUCAAGGAAGGCCGCAGCCGGUGCCGCAUGUGCAUCUACUACGUCAUCACCCUUUCGGAGAACGCCGCCCUCACGGGCCUCUGGUACUGGCAGCGGGACAAACGCGGGUUCCCCGAAUCCAACGCCUUAAUCAUUGUCUGCGUGGUCACCUCCAGCUUCGCCUUAGGGGUCUUCUUCAUGUUCAUCUACUACUGCCUCUUGCACCCCAACGGGACCAUUUUCAGGCCGCAGGACACCGGCUGCAUUUGCAGCGAGGAACGCACGGCUAUCCCGGGCCCCGUGGGAGGCCCCGUGGAUGUCGUCACCAGCCCCCCGCGCUCUUUACCGAGGACUACAGGGGCGGAGAGGGACGGGGUGCCUGGAGACCGAGACAGCUGCGUGCCGGUCUUUCAGGUCAGGCCCAGCGUGCCCCCCACCCCCGUCGCCCGCGCCCCACGGACAGAGGGCCCCGUCAUUCGCAUCGACUUGCCCCGCAAGAAGUAUCCCGCUUGGGACGCCCAUUUCAUUGACAGGCGGCUCCGCAAGACUAUCUUGGCCCUCGAGUACACCUCUCCGGCCACGCCACGGCUGCAGUACCGCAGCAUAGGGGCCUCCCAGGAGCUGCUGGAAUACGAGACCACGGUGUGACGUGGCCAGGAGCCGUGGAGCCCCUGAGCGUGGGGGGCUGCAGGGGCCCUUCCUGAGCCGGAGGGUCGUUCC